CAAACGAAAAACGGACAAAUAAUGGACGUUUGCAGGAGAAUUCGAGUGUGGCUUUGUUGAACGUAAACCUUGAUCCUGCAUUCUUUUGCAUAAAACUAUUCCCAAAAACAUCCUUUUCACCGCCUGUGCACUUAGCAACGCUUUGCUUACGCAGCUGUCAACGGUGCAAUUUUCGGUGUGUUUUUUCGUGCCGACUUGGGCAAUUUGAGUUGAUCUACAGCAAACAGCAAAGGAAACAGCGAUUUUCCAGUGAACUUGCAAAGUGUGCCUUCUUGCCGCUUAACCAACGCCGAUUGUACGCCACGAAAAGGUAGCGCCAGCACCAGGAUGGACGAAGAAGCUGCAAGCGCUCUUAGAACAACCGUCACGAAGUCUGGCCGCAAGGUGAAACGGCCGCUUCAUCUAGCGUCACCGGAACGCUCACCACCCGAAGCCGGACACGGAUCACCCGCAAAAUCUAUUGGCCGCAAAUCGAGGAAAGCUAGCGUCAGUGAUGACCGUGAAAAGGGUGCUUCCGGGACGCCGAUUAAGCAAUCCGUGUCGUCCGAUGACCAAACAUCAAUGGUCAAAUCAUCAUCACGCAAAACCUUAACCAGGAAAACUCUUACAGCCGGCAAUUCCGAAGUAAAGACACCGAAAAAGGGUAACGAGGUGCCGAAUCCGGACGAAAGUGGUGUGUCGAAAUCCGGUCGCAAGAUAAAGGUGCCCACCAAAUUGACAGAUUAUGAAAGUAGUUUGGUCGGUAGCCCUCGGAAAGGCGGAGUAGCAACGACCACCGCCGAACGGGAAGCCGGCAAAACUCCAGCUCGUACCGCUCGGUCUGCCAAGAAUCUGGUAAUGGAUUCGGAAUCAUCUGCUAAUAAGGCAGUUAUGGAACGGCCAUCAGCUAGAAAAACGAAUGUAUCGGAUAGUACUGCGGCUAAAUCGAUAGGUGAUCUGCAUGAACAAAGCACUACUACACCUACCAAAACCCGUGGUCGUCGGGCGCGUUCAGUGGCGCCAAUCAAACCGAUACCGGAUGAAUCUUUAUCUGAGGAAGAACGUCUUCUUAAACAGACUCGCACUCCAGGUCGCAGAUUAUUGGGCAUUUCGAUGAUUGAUAUAGGAUCAACAAUAGAACCGCAACAAACUAAACAACGUAAAAGGGCCACAGCCGUGAUGACAAAAGAGAUCGUGAACGAAGAACCAGUAUCCAAAAAGAGCCUCGUAAAGGAAUCUGGGAAAAAGAAAAUAGUUGCCGCGUCUCUGGUUAAAGAUGUACUCUCCAAAACAUCGAUAACGGAUUCAAAAGGUGAGGGCAAUGUAAUAACUACCGAGCUGCGAGAAGCUGGAGCUCAAGAAUCGGACAUACAGAAAAAGGAAGCGCAGAAUGAUCUAACCAUAACUGAAAGACCUACAGCUGACGUUCAGCUAUCAAAUAAGAAGAAACCCCGUGGGCCCCGUGCGCCCGAGAUUGUGGUAUCGGAAGUUUCAGCUGCACGCUCGCCCGUAUCAGCUUCUCCCGAAGGGCAAGGGGUUUCGCGUUCCGGGCGUAAGAUAAAACCAAAGAAGAUAUUUGGCAGCGAGGAUGGUGGUGCUGACAAGUCGAUUAUCGUUUCCAUCACCGAUCUUAGCGAGACUCCGGUAAAUUCGUUCGUCACCCGUAGAAACAUAGAUGAUCACCAUCACGCUUCUAAUGCGAAGAUGGUACCAUCCGUGGUACCGAUUGAUGAACCGGAUCGUGCUGUUCCUCUAGUUGACGCCACUGCAGUAAGCGAUUCGAUUGAUGUACCACCGACCAGCAGACGAUCGGGUCGGGUAAUCAAGGCGAAAAAGUUCUUCGAUGACGCCAGCAUUACGGAGAAGAAAAAGUCGCUAGCCAUUUCCCCUGCCCGGCGUCCGAAGGAGAAGGAUUCUGUAGCUACGGGCAAAACGACAGCAAACCAAUCGCCGACAGUGGCAGGAAAUUCCGUUGUUGAAACUCCUCAUACUCUGGUCUCCGGUGACAUUGUAAAUGUAAAUGUGCCUUCCUUGGAUGGGGUCGAUGUAGCCGAAGGACCUUUACAGGAUGACGGAUCGAGUAACGUAAUAGUCAACGAUGAACAAACAACCAACAAGCAGGAAUCUAUUUCAUCGGAGAUCCUUCAAGAUGAUACAACCACCAACAAGCAGGAUGAUGCCGGAAAUGACUUGCAGAAGAGCCGCGGCGAAUCAUUUAACAAAUCUAUUCCAUCGGAGAAUUAUCAAGAUCGGAAUGAGAUUCAAGAUGUUAUACUAGCGACUUCCCAGCCGCUGUCUCCGCCGGUUGCAGAUCCUGAUCCUGUAGAAGAACAUGCCAAGUCGGGUCCUGUAGAUGCAAACGUAGUAGUUCUGCAAACUGUUGACAUUGUCAAACCUGCCGAUGAUUCAGAAAGUACUCAUUUGGAUGAUGCAAUGCCGAUUGAAAAGCAAACGCCCGUAGCAACAGACGGAGCGUCAGAGACUUCUAUUAUCGUAAUUCCUGAUACUCCAGCCCCAGUCGAACAGUAUGGUCGCCAGUUGAGUGAUACCUUUUCGCCUGAGAAACCAAUGUUACCGAACGAACGGAUACCUCAUAUUAUACCAGAGUUCAUAAUCACCGAGGCACCUACCCCAGGCACAGCUUCGCGUACAGUGGCAGCACCACGGACGCCAGAUACUAAGACAAGUCAGGCGAAUGAAUGUUCGCCAGACAAGCCGCCGGAGGUCAUCGAAAUCUUUGACAGUCCGGCAAGCACGGUUUUUUGUCAGCAAAUGAAAAGCGGUAACAGUACAUCCAGUACUCCUUUGAUACUUUUGAAUGCCGCCGAAAACCAACCAACUUUGCAACGAAAACGUUCAAUGUCCACCAGCGCAGCAGAAAUCAAGAAACGCAACGUUAAGUUCCACAGUCCAGCCAACGUCACAGUACUGGUGGAUACUAUCGAUGAGAUCAUGCAAAAGAACGUCGUCCGCCGGAAGCGCUCGCUAUCGGAACAUGCACCAGGUGCUGCGGUAGGGACAGAUGACGGCGUAAAGCCGAAUAAAAUAAGCAAGAUCCCGAAUUUUAAAAAUAUUCAUGAGAAAAACUUCAAACGCAUGGAAUCGAUUGGCGAUUUUAUGAAGCGCAAGGAGAAACGUGCUCAAAUGAUUCUGACGGCGGCAAGCCCAGCUACAAAGCUUCUUGCACAGGGGGUUUCCGCUACUACGAACGCGAAACCCAGAGCUCCGACCGAUGCUAAACAUAACCAAGUAACAAUCGAGAAGACACAGGAACGAUUGUUUACUUUUAAAUCGGGCGGUGGCGGUACCAGUGCUGCCGCCAGCAGCAUGAUAAAUAAGGUAAAUCCACCAACGGCCGGCGCGACACUUUUCCAGCGCAGACCAAUAGCAAGGGGGCCAGCAGCAUCAUCACUGAGAAGACCGAUGGCUAGCAAUGAGCAACGGCUGGCGAAUCGGCAACGGUUGUACAAAAGGGCACCCGUAAUAAAUGCAACUUCUAGUGUUGUCGCCUCGUCAGAAACAAUAGGAGCUAGUGGUCCGUCGACGGCAAGUUUGUCAUCCACCACGAUUCCACCAGUUGAUCAGCUACGUACGAAACAGUCGACAAUUCUGAAAGGCGUUCGAACAAACCGUCGUUUCGAGUUGCAGAUGAAGCAUCGAGACAAUUUGCACUAGCCGUAUGGGAUUUGAUUGUGUGCGUCGUAAAUCACCUUUAUUAUUAUGGGCGGCAAACAUGGCCGUAUAUCAGUUUUUUUUUCAUUAAAUUUUUAUUUUAAAAUUAACGCGUUUGUAUUAACCAUUUUACGAGGUCCUGGGGAUCGAUUAAUGGAACACAUUCUUCGCGUGUGCUACAUUUUCAUAUACUAACAACCGUUACUUUUUACUGCAAUAAAACAAUUGAGUUAAUCUUUUGCACACGA
This is a messenger RNA of Anopheles darlingi, 3899 nucleotides long. It is a transcript of the gene Mink, whose product is annotated as mucin-17. The transcript is spliced from 4 exons. Gene Ontology annotation, biological process: establishment of mitotic spindle localization; mitotic cytokinesis. Gene Ontology annotation, cellular component: microtubule; spindle. Lineage: Eukaryota; Metazoa; Arthropoda; Insecta; Diptera; Culicidae. Bases 328 to 3654 code for a protein of 1108 amino acids. The record is from RefSeq and is a predicted model, not a curated record.